GUUUUGAUCCAGGACACCUUGUCGUUAUCGUAUAUUAAGAAGAGUGAUGGAUGCGUUUCAAAAGUGAGUUCAAAUGGCACAAAACAUAAAAUAAGUCAAUAUGUUAAUGGCAGCAUUGGAGCGAGGAAGAAUGGUGUCAACGGGAAUUCAAACGGUAUCACGACGAAUGGUGUCACAAAUGGUGAGAUAAAGAACUCUAUAGAUAAAGAUAGAAUAUAUAAAGAGAUUAAUGGUGGUACGAGCAUGUGUGAUAACGAUGAUUUAAAUAUGGGGAGAGCCGAUUACGACUUAUCAGCGAUUGUCAUACAUUCCGGUUCAUCCGCAGAGACGACACGUGGUGGCAAUUUAAUGACAACCUCGUCAAUACCACUUCGCUAA
Messenger RNA from Acaulospora colombiana, 378 nucleotides. The record is from the annotation of a GenBank genome assembly. Lineage: Eukaryota; Fungi; Glomeromycota; Glomeromycetes; Diversisporales; Acaulosporaceae.